GCAUGGGAAACAGUGUUUAAACCCAUUACAAUGAAGAUCUGUGAAGUUAUUUGGAAUUUUACGAAUUAUCUUUCAAAAACAGGGUCCUGAAAAAGGGACGUUUCUUUUUUUGCUGAGUUUAUAUGCAGAAUCAUUAUUUUUUACAAAGGUUCAUUUAGUUUUUAAAAGAUAAUGUUGUUUCUUACUUUCUUUGUACUUUUUCUAAUUUAUUGUAAAAUUGUUUUUGGAGGGUGUGUUAAUAUGUAUGUUAAUAUGCCUAGCAGCUCAUCUUUGAUUAUUUCUGUAUUUAUUUAGAGUAAUACAAUUAAUUAUAUAUACUGUUUCAACAUAAAUAGUUUUUUAUCAACUGCUUACCAAGUUUAAUAAAGAUCAUCAUCUGGAAUACACAACUUUGUCACUACCUGAGGUAAAAUAGGUGAAGAAUGGGUUGUUGGUGGAAAAUACGUAAUAAGCAUGUUGGUAAUGGUAAACUAUUUAUUUACAUCUCUGACUAAAACUUCCUUGCUAUUCCAUUGCCAUUACUUCUCUCUUUCACGUGUGCCUAUCUAGCUAAAUGUCUGGACAUCACAUGACAGCCUAUAAAUGGAAUCCAGUUGUUUCCCCAUGACUAAGUACAGAUCUGAAAAUAAUAAUUGAACUGACAUGCAAUAUAGCAUGGAUAUAUGAAGCGGACCAGAAAUGUGUGUACUCUAGUUGAAGACAAUAUAAGCCUUUCAAGACCGCUGAAGCGGCCAUCCAGUGCUGGACAAAAUUCCCCCCAUUUAAAGAUGCUUUUGGAUUGUUUGUAAUCCCCCUCUGAUGUCACGGUGGCUGAGGAGGAGGGGUAGGGGAGGGAGGCAGCUCGCUCACAGCACAGCACAGACCGACUGCUGCUCAGCCUAGCCGGGUAGAGUGAGAGAGGUGUGGAACGAAAGAUGGUGGAAUUGCAGGGAAUGGAACGGACCGACAGCUUGCAGAAACAUCGAUAUUGAAGAACCUGAGGGUCCAGGGGAGCUGACAGGAUACAGGGCAGGCGUUGGAAACUGACUAAUUGACUUGAGCACGUUUUAGAGCCAGUGACCUACACUGACAAGAGCCACAAGGCCACUGAGAUCCACGGAACCAUAGGGUCCAACCCCAACUCCGGCCCCCUGACCUCUGCUCUGAGAAGCCACCUCACCACCCUCCACACCUAUAGAUGGUUCUAGAAGAAGCCCUUCCACGGAGCUGCGUUUCUCCCAGACGGCAGGCGAUGCAUUCCGCCUAGACUCCCCACCUCGUUCCCCGACCAAACCGAGGCAGCCAUGAACCCCGAGGAGGUGGAGCAUGGCCAGGAGCUGAUCGAGCACGUAGAAGCCGACCAGCCCCCUCCUCAACGCCGUCGCCACGACAACCACAUUGCCACCAACAACGGUCGACCCCGGCAGCCUAGCAACCACAGUAGUGAAAACAACAACCACCCUGCUCCCCGCUACAGGAGAUAUAAUGAGGCUCCUGGCGCAGGUGGCAGCAGGGUCAGAGGGCCCCCACAACGCAGGUCAACAGAGGAACCAGAGGCGGAACUUCACCUGGGGGCCCAGUCCACUCCCCAACCCCAGCAGCAGCAGCAGGCCCAGGGUCAGUCACAGCCCAUCUUGCGUCCUGCAGUGACACGUUACCGCAGACAGGGGGACAGCGAGGCCAGGCUCAGAGCACAGCAGCAGAGACACAUACAGAGACAGCAGAGAGAGGCUGAGAGGGUACACCAACAACAACAACAACCUCUGCCAGCCCCACAGCCUGUUCACUCUCUACCCCCAGAACGAGAAGAGCCGGAGGAGGAUGAGGAGGAGAGAGGGAGGUAUAGAGAGAGGGAGACAGAGGGGGAUAACUCUGCGUUAGGCCGUUCGGCCAGCACGGAGAGUGCUUUCCACACACACACAGACCGGGCGGAGGGCGACUGCGUCAUGGCCCUAGAUCUUGAGGCAGAGGACGAGGGCGGUACUUACGAGGUGAUGCUUCGCCCAGAGGCGGAGGGAUACACAGAGAGCGCUGAGUCAGAGCAGCACCAUCCCCACCCUCAGCCCAACCUGAACCUCAACUACCCCCCUCAGCCCCCUCCCUUACCCCGGGAACCCCUACCAGACGUUGGGAGACCCCACAGUCAGGAGGAGGCAGAGGAAACCCUGAACCCUGGUGGUGGUUACUCUAACUACGUCUACACCCAACCUCCCAACCUCCAUGGGGGAGGGGCCAGGGUGCCGGGGGAACGGGACAGCAGCGUCAAGGAAGGGAUGGAGCCUAAAGACGAGGCAUAUUCUGAAGCCUACCACUACUCCCUGACAGAACAUGUGUAUGAGGAGAUCAGCGACGCCCCCUCUGCUGCUGCUGCUGAGGGGGCGACUCCUACAAAUGCCAACGAGAACCUCCAGCAGAGAAAGGCGGCGUUCCGUCUGUUUGAGGGGGGGGACGGGGGCGGGGACUACUGGCAGCAGGAGGCAGUGGGGUCGAGGCUGCACCACUACGACGAGCGCUCGGACGGCGAGUCAGACAGCCCUGAGAAGGAGGCGGAGUUUGCUCCGUACCCGCGUGCAGACAGCUGUGACCAGGACGGUGAAGAGGACAUCAACAUGAUCGUAACGGAAGUCAGAGAGAGUUCCAGCUCUCAGAGUCUGGAGAGAGCUGCUGUGGGGUUGGGGGAGGGAGGAGACAAAGAAGACAUGAUGAAAGGAGGAGAGGAAGAGGGAGACUCUUACAACUCCCAAUCCGACGCCCCCACAGACUCCAAACAUCCCAAGGGAGAGAUGGAAAGAGAGGGGGAUGAGAGAGAAGGAGAGGGCGUUCCAGCCCCAGCAGACAGUCCCUCUGAGGACUCGUCUGGGGUUCGUAACAGUCGUGAGAAAAGAGACGCCAUCACCCUGGCCAUAAAGGACAUCAAAGAGGCCAUAGAGGAGGUGAAGACCAGGACGGUGAGGUCACCCUACACCCCUGAUGAGCCUAAAGAACCCAUCUGGGUGAUGAGACAGGACCUGAGUCCCACCGCUGAGUGUUGUGACCUGCAACCCUCACUAGGGGGCGACUCUCCAGGUUCAGACUCUCAGGCCUCUCCUCAGGGGGCGGAGUCUUCAAUCCGGACACCCAUGCUUGAAGGGAGUGAAAGCUUCGAGUCUCCACCGCUUUCCACUAAAGAGUCCAGGAGAAGCCUGGCCUCCUUUCCUACCUAUGUAGAAGUCCCAGGUCCAUGUGACCCAGAGGACCUGAUCGAUGGGAUCAUCUUUGCCGCUAACUACCUGGGCUCCACCCAGUUGCUGUCUGACAAGACCCCCUCCAAGAACGUGCGCAUGAUGCAGGCCCAGGAGGCUGUCAGCCGCAUCAAGACGGCCCAGAAAUUAGCCAAAAACAAGAAGAAGGCUCCAGAAGGUGAGGCCCAGCCCAUGACGGAGGUGGACCUCUUCAUCUCCACCCAGAGGAUUAAAGUCCUCAACGCUGACUCACAGGAGACUAUGAUGGACCACCCUCUGAGGACCAUCUCCUACAUCGCUGACAUCGGCAACAUUGUGGUUCUGAUGGCAAGGCGCCGUAUGCCCCGCCCAGACUCCAUGGACAGCGUGGAGGCGUCAGACCCCGCCGAGGACGAGAAACAACGGCAGUACAAGAUGAUCUGCCACGUCUUUGAGUCCGAGGAUGCUCAGCUGAUUGCCCAGUCUAUAGGCCAGGCCUUCAGUGUGGCGUACCAGGAGUUCCUGCGGGCUAACGGCAUCAACCCAGAGGACCUGAGUCAGAAGGAGUACAGUGACCUGCUCAACACUCAGGACAUGUACAACGACGACCUCAUACACUUCUCCAAGUCUGAGAACUGCAAAGACAUUUACAUCGAGAAGCAGAAAGGUGAGAUUCUGGGCGUGGUCAUUGUGGAGAGUGGGUGGGGCUCCAUCCUGCCCACAGUCAUCAUCGCCAACAUGAUGCAUGCUGGUCCGUCGGAGAAGUCAGGCCGUCUUAAUAUCGGAGACCAGAUUAUGUCUAUUAACGGGACCAGUCUGGUGGGGCUACCCCUGUCCACCUGCCAGACCAUAAUUAAGGGUCUGAAGAACCAGUCUCGUAUCAAGCUGAACAUUGUCAGGUGUCCUCCUGUUACCACGGUGCUCAUCAGACGACCUGACCUCAGAUACCAGUUGGGCUUCAGCGUACAGAACGGCAUUAUCUGCAGCCUUAUGCGAGGGGGCAUCGCUGAGAGGGGAGGGGUCAGGGUCGGCCACCGCAUCAUCGAGAUCAAUGGCCAGAGCGUGGUGGCCACGCCCCAUGAGAAGAUCGUCCACAUCCUGUCCAACGCUGUGGGAGAGAUCCACAUGAAGACGAUGCCAGCUGCCAUGUACCGCCUGCUAACUGCCCAGGAGCAACCUGUUUACAUCUAGUGAUGACCUCCCUCUCCUACCCGACAUCCGACCUCACCCCCUGAUGACCUCACUCCCUGACCCCCAGCAUCACUGCACCCUCUAUGUGUGAGCAACUCCUCCCCCUCCCUCAAGCCUCAGAUCACCAUUGGAGACUGAAGCUUCUUAAUCAUAACGAAUGGACAUAUCACAUGCUCUGGAUGACUAUUUUAUCUGAUUGUUUUGCUGUGGAGAGUAGAGUUUGGCUGAAAAAGACAGCUUGUUCAAGCCCCUCCCAUACUGAGGGUUGCUUCCUGAGCUUCGCACUGACCUUCCCUUCUUUCCCAUGUUUCUUUCUCUCCCUCUCUCUGUUUCUCUCUGUUUCUCUCUCUCUAUCCCUCUCCCUCUCACUUUCUAUCGGUCUACCUCUCUUCUCUAUCCCCUCUCCCUUUCUCUCACCGGCAGCACUCGUCUGAUGUAAUGUUGAAUACUUCUGUGUUCUCCCACAACACAAACAAAAAGAGAGGGAGUGUGAAACUUGCUGAUAAACAAGUGUUACUACUCGGAACAACAAGCCCCUAUCAUUCCUCGUCAUAACAUUCCAUUGCCUUCCGUCUAACGUUAAUGAAUGUCCAAGCAGGGAGGACUUUUCCCGACUGUGGAAGUCCUCCAGGAAAGACAAAAAAAAAAAAACGUUCUUGUUGUUUUUAAGGCUGAGAUUUGGGCUGAUAUAACAAGCAUUCCAAGUUUCUCUAAGUCAGGCCUCGUCAAGGGAAGGCUACACUACAUAGACCAAAUGAUUUAAAACCUUCCAAAGGAAUUCACAUUCCCUUCACAUGCAGUCCAGAAAGUCCAGAAAAAACAGUUCUACAAGGCUGGAGGACAGCCUUGUAAGACAGGGUUUAGACAGAAGCCAGCCCUGAAAUUGGGAGCUUUUGAAAGUAAACAUGUAAUUCUACCUAUUGCCAGGACAACAAAAUAACACUGGUCUCGUUCUCACAUGGAAUUAGCAUUAAUAGCAAAACGCUCUCCAUCCUCAUCUUUCCCUUCAGCAUCAUCUUGAAGUGAAAACUAUGAUUAGGUGACAACAGAACUCACAACCACUAGUACGGAAGUAAAAAAAAAUAAACACUUGCUAAUAUUUUUUCAAAACCGAUUCGGCUAAUCACAUACUAUUUCCACUCUGGGAAGAGGGACUCUGCAUCAUCAAACCACCACGUCUUAAGGGUUUACAGUCACUCAGAGACCAGAGCUUAAAGUAAAUGCCCAGUGUUUCUAGAUUUCUAUGAAAUAUGACCAAUAAUUACAAUAUGAGUGAAAUGGUUUUCGUUUAAAAAAAUGGUAAUUAGUAUGUUAAAAAGUAGCUUUUCUGUGUUGGAAUGGUGUGGGUGUACCCCAACAACAGAAUAGCGUGGCCGUAUACCGGUCAUUAAAAAUAUUCACGCAAGUAGACAGCUGAUUGACCAGCUCAGCCUCCUCUAGACAGCUGAUUGACCAGCUCAGCCUCCUCUAGACAGCUGAUUGACCAGCUCAGCCUCCUCUAGACAGCUGAUUGACCAGCUCAGCCUCCUCUAGACAGCCGAUUGACCAGCUCAGCCUCCUCUAGACAGCCGAUUGACCAGCUCAGCCUCCUCUAGACAGCUGAUUGACCAGCUCAGCCUCCUCUAGACAGCUGAUGGACCAGCUCAUCCUCCUCAGGGUGAUAUGUCUAUGAGAAAAUAGCAAGCAUUUUUGAAAAGGUUUGUUUGAGAUACAAGUUUGAGGUGGGGUUUUUGAAGUGUUUUUUUCCCCCACAAUUUAUGUUUUGGUCACAUACAAGUCAACAACAUUAUUUGGAUAUGAGUUAACAGCAUAUUAACUUUUAAAGUGAGAUUUUAACUGGGCAGUUACUUUAAGCCAUACGUUACAUUUCACAUAGGUUGUAUCCCAAAUGGCACCCUAUUCCCUAUUGUGCACUACUUUUAAGCAGGGCCCAUAGGGCCUGGGUCGAAAGUAGUGCACUAUGUAGGGGAUAGGGUGCCAUUCUUGACACCUACACAAAGGUUCUGUACUAUAGGCUCAGGUGGUGGAAUACAGUAGAAGCUAAAACUGUUCAGAUCCAUCUUAGGCUGAGGGGAGAUAGCAGAGGUCAACCAGAUGUGUAUGGAAUACCUCAGACUUUGGCACCAAACUGAAGUUCAGGAUUUAAUAUUUUUUUUGCGAUCAGGACAGUUGGAUUAGAUUGUAUUACAGUACAACCUUAAAAACAACCUGGAUUUUACAUUCCUCUGUCUUAUUUAAUAUUUAAAAAAAUGUCUUGAAUAUAAUCUGCAAUAUUUUUGCCAGACUAUACUGUAAUUCUGUUUAUAGGUCAUUAUAUUGCAUUGCAUUUGGAUCUCAAUCUUUAUACUUGAAGGAUGCUUAUCAUUUAAAAAACAUGAUUUAUUCUUUUAUUUUUAGAUUUUAUUUUGUUAUCUCGCAAAUGUGAUGAAAUGAAAGUACUGAAAUGAGUCAACAUAUCAUCUCCCUGGUGUACAUGAUUCACAAGUCCUCAAAUGUAUCUCUGUUGCAUAAAGUGGAUAGAUGUUCCCCUCCUGUUUAUGUUGGGCCCUGCUGCCUUUCUGACUAGAAGUGAUUAAUGAGGCUACAGUGUUUUGAGACUAGGAGCUCGAUUCAAUCCUUAUCGGUGAAUAGCAACUUGACAUUUAAAGGUCAUUUCUGAAUUAGCCAACAUAUGCAGCAUUUACCGUGAAUUCAGUCUCCGCGAACGCAGGAAUAGUGCCUUUACAUUUCAAUCGCGCUAUAGCGCCGAACUUCGGCGAUACGGAUUGAAUCAAGCCCUAGCAACUAAAGCAAGAUGCGACGACUUACCACUGGUAAUGAACACGUCAACCACAAUGGAAGCAUUAUGUUGUAGUAGUAAAUUGAUGAGCAGAUGCUCUGAUUAUGGCCUUGCUCUAGGAGUGUCAGCUAAUGCAGAUGAUGGAUUGACAAUGAGAAGGAAUGACUAAUGUUGAUUCCUCCUCUAUAACCACAUAUCCUCCCUUUCAUUGAUCUGUCUGGCCUGCCGUCUACAUUUCAAAACCUAUUUUCUUCACAAAGAGAAAUAAGACUCUUCUCACUCUAGCUCUACUCUGGGUCUGUAGCUUACUUAAGAAUCAGAUCUAGUUAUUUUAGAAUGUUUUAAAAUGUCAUUCUGAAUUGUCUAGAACUCUAGACAAUUAAAAAAAAAUGAAUUCCAGGAAGCUUCCACCUUGUUUAACGUGAAUGAGCUUUGACCUUCUGCCCAGACAUCCUUUCCCUCACUUCGUGUCUCCUGUGUCACUUCCCGCUUGAGACACGCCCCCUCUGGAUUCGUGUUUACAAACUGUCAUGGGACAGUUUCCGGGUUGUGGAGUGAACACACAUUAUGACGUGUGUCAUAAUAACACCUCUGUUGGAGGGACACAUUCUGUUGCGACACCUCUGCUACACUGACUUGUGGAGGGGACACAUUAUUAUGACGCUACACCUCUUGCGAGUUGCUGCUGGAGCACCCUGCCACCUGAGCUUGUGUGUCAAACGUUGACCCUUCCCCUCUGCCCUACUCUCCCCUCUAAACCAUUGAUUGUUCCAAAUGUCUAUUCUAUCUCAUCCCUAAAUCAAAUUUUGGCCUUAUAUAUUACUGUACUAAUGACAUUGAACUACUAAAUGAUACUGUAAAAGUGGUUCCUGUACGGUUGACCACAUGAUGUUCUAGCAUGGUUUAUCUAUGGAGUCACCGGUUGGUCGGUAAUAUGCUGUAUCAUUCCUGCUUCUAGUGUGUGUGGUGUGUAAUGACAACUUCUUUACUCCAUGUUCAACCAAAACCAGCUGGACUACAUAAUAUAUACAUAAAUAUAUAUAUAUAUAUAUAUAUAAAGGUAUAUAUACUGCUAAUGGUUAUUUGUGUGUUUGGAUUGACCAUAUAAGCAAGCUUCAAUGGAUAACAAGUAACAUGAAAAGAGAAUUCAGACUGAUGGCAAGGGCCCUUAAUGUGACUCGGAAAGAAGGGGUUUCAUAUGAACUAGAGAUGGAGUUGAUUUGUGUGAAAAGACAUAACUGUACAUAUUUGACGAGCGCACAAGGUCACAAACACAGGGGCAUAUUACUGUAGACCUCCCCCGCAAAAAAGUUGUACUUUGUUGAGAGAUGGUAGCAAACUUACACUUGAGUAGAUGGUGACUGAGAGGUGGGAUAACUAGUGUUUAUAAUGCACUGUUUUGAAUGUAAUUAAUCAAAAAAAAAAAAAACUUUCUGUAAAGCAAUGGCAAUGUUUAUUUAUUUGCUAGCUUUUCUGUGAUGUUACAGUUAUUGAACUACAUUACCUUACCAGAACUGGAAUGUUUGUAACAGUAUUUACAACAAUAAACUACUUGCGAAAGGA
Molecule: messenger RNA, 8712 nt
Organism: Oncorhynchus mykiss (rainbow trout)
Lineage: Eukaryota; Metazoa; Chordata; Actinopteri; Salmoniformes; Salmonidae
Source: RefSeq, a predicted model, not a curated record